Messenger RNA from Spirodela intermedia, 8960 nucleotides. NCBI's taxonomy places the organism in Eukaryota, Viridiplantae, Streptophyta, Magnoliopsida, Alismatales, Araceae. The record is from the annotation of a GenBank genome assembly.
AUGCCGAUUCGGCUCGGCGCCGUCACUCUCUGCGGAGGAGUCCUCCUCUGGCUUCUCUGCUCUUCACCGCUCUGCUCCGUUGCCGGCGUGUGCGAACUGAGCGUCGUCCAAGGCAGCACCCUCUAUAACUACAGCUUAGCCUCUCCUACGCCCGAAAACCCCCACGGCGUCCUAAGCGAAGAUGGGUAUUCCUCAUUUCUCCUCUCUCAUAUCCCUCCGAUCUUUUAAACUUCCUCUGUGUGUUUUUGAAUUCGAAUAGUGAGCUUCGGAUGGGGAAUGCUUACUAAAACUUAUCUUGUUGGAGGAGAACGAUCCGAUGUCGUACGUUCUAUUGCUCGCUGGGGGAUGAUUCAAUUAUGAGAAUAUCACUUUAUGUUAACUGGGUUCAUUUUUUAUUGUCGGAGACAUUGCGCAAACUUGCUACUUUCCUUUUGCGACAGGCUUCUUUCUUUUCCUCUAAAACCUACAGAUCAGAGAAUCCUUUUUUUUAUUUUCACAUGCUUAAUGUUGAUCGUGUCUUAUCGUUUUAGAUUGCAAAAAAUCUCCUCAUUGAACAGGCUCCGGUUUUGGAAUUUAAGCUCUCUAAAUUACUUUUGAAGUAUCUGCUUUCUGUAGGCUGUCAAAAUUUAAGGUGAUGCUGGAUUCAUUCUUCUGAUUAUUUUUUACUUGCCUCAUGGCCUGUAGGUUUUACAAGAUAGUUGUAAAUGACACUUCACUGUGGUUUCAGGUUGGCUGUCUGUCUUUUUACCUUGUAUCUACUAAUUAAGCCGCUUUUUUUAUCUGUUGUAUACAGAUGGUUCUUUGCAUGAAUAUAGUUUUCUUUAUUUACUCUUUGUCUCUUUCAUCCAUUAUGAAGUGAAGUGUUUAAAGUAUUCAUUCAUUCGUCUUGUUGCCUCCGGUUAUAAUCGGAAGUGGUAUUGCCUCAGGGUCACGUGCUCAUAUUUUCUGUAUCCUUUUCAUUUGGACAGCUAUGUAAUCAGAUGAUAUUCAACCACGACCCUCCAAGAUGCUUAGAUUGUGAGGUAUUUGAGAUAUUUUUGCCUUUAUUUUCUUGAUCCACCUUUGCUUUCAUAGAUUAUAAUUUUCAGGGGACUUUCAAUUGGCAGUGUAGGAUAUGAUAUAGGAUUCGAUGGUGCUGGAUCAUCACUGGCCAUUAUUGACGCCAAAGAUUCAAUUGUGCUUUGUGUGACUGAGGGAAGGAUGAUCCGCUCUCUAUUAAUAAAAUAUUUUAUUCAUGAUAUUUGAAGAUAAAGACGUUCUUUAUUGCAUCCAAUUUCUACUUAUUAUUUAUGAUAUUAGGAUUAGAUUGAGUACCAACAAAGUGGAUUCGGGAUUUAAUUGGCUCUCCAGGAAUGAGAAAAAGGCAGAAUAAUAUGGAGGAGUAUAGAGUUAUAUUAGUUCUCUGAAAGUGAUUGAGAUUCAGUAAUCUUAUGCACAUCUAGCUUUGAGAACGUAGUUUGCCAAUUUAGCUGAUGGAACUCAUUAAACCAGAUAAUUGCUAUGUUUUUCUAAUUUAAUCCAAAUUUCACGAUUAACCAUCAUAGAAGGCUGAAUCUGAUCGACCAUGUAGAUCUGCCCUGGCCAGUCCCAAUCAAGAUCAUAUUGGGCUUGAUCGGAUAAACUAAUUUCAGAAAAAGUAGCCAACCCCAUCUCGGCUAGUUUCAAAGGUGUCAAUCCAUGCCCCUCAAAUUGCAAUGCUGGUGGCAGGCUUGUCUUCUUUUUCCCUUUUUAUCCAAAAUCGCGUUCAAUGGAAGAUAAGAAGGAAAGAUAAUCCCCAACUACUGAUCGAUCACUAUAUUUGCUAGCUGCAUUAUACUGUAUGGAGGCUGGACCCUUUUUUUCGUGUUUUCCUCGAUCAAAUUGAUGUUGGAAGUCCAAAAUCCGGAUGCCAACCAAUUGAACCAGAUUGUGCUUCACUGAUUUGGUGAUGCUUAUCUAUCGAUCAUUCAUAUUGAAGAAAACUGCGUGCUGAAUAAACUAGAGAAAUGCUAGGAAUAUACAAAGAGUUGAAAAAAUCCAAAUCCUUAAAUAAUUACUUUGGAAACUUAUCUUUCUGUGUAAUUUUUCGGUAGUACAUCUAAGCAAGGUGUGGCAAUGCAGUCUGUCUUGUCAUGGCUUCACCCAGUUUUGGCACUCAAGGCCACACUGGUGGUGGCACUGUCAUAGGCAGCACCAGCAAGGAUGCAAUGCAGAAAAAAUUGCAGAUGAUGGAGGUACCCAAUCACUUGACAAAGUCAUGUAGCCAUGGGAAAUACAGAGAUGGAGAUACAUUAAUUAUAUUGGAGACGGUAUAAAUUUAGGUGUUACAACAUUCGGACCAUGAUAUCCAUUUACAUUCAUUAAAAUGUGUGAGAAGUUCCCACGUACAUUAGUGGGAUAGCUUAGAACCGCAAGAUUAAGACCCUGCCAGCCACGCCAGCUAAGCCACUUCUAGACCCGGAUGAAGGGGACGAGUCCUUCGGCCAUUUUAUUUCGCCACUUCGUUGACAAAAUAUACAACGUGAGUCAAAUCGUGACAUUAAUACCAUUGUGGCACACUAGUAAUAGCAAUAUUACCGCGCUCGGAUAUUUAUAGAUUCACAUGAGUGAAAUUAUCUCAACCUAUAAUAGCAUAGAAUCCAAAUCACAUCUAAUUGUCAAACAUAAUACGAGUCUUCAAGACAAUGUGAAAGCCAGAGCUUUAGGGGCACACUAUUUCCAGCCGUUAACCGUGGAAUCUGAUACUGCCCAUUCUCCUUUGACUCAUACCUGCAUUCAUACGAGAAAAUCUCAUUAACAUUCCUUGUUGUUAUAUUGAAAGCCAUACAGCAUCCUUAUCACACUUAGGUAAGGGUAAAAGAUGAGCCUGGAUUUGUAUGGAAUUUAGUGGAUUUGCGUACCUUACCCAACUGGUUCUUAAGAGGAGAUUGCACCCACUGACCUGGGUCUCAUGCCUGUCACAAGUCUCAAGGCAACGGUAGAUUAUUUUGCUCACGUUGACUGGUUGCUUGCACCUUGUAAUUAGUGGCAUAGAAAAGGCGGAACUAAAUGGACUGAUGACCACUGGAUUGUUGCCACAAAGAUAAUAGACUAGGUAACACUUCAGAAGUUUCGGUAGAAAAAGCUCAGAUGAAGAACUUCAGUGCGUCUUCUUCUCCCCCAAGUUUCUUGAAGAAUGGGAACUCUCAAAGAAGAGGGCACAUCUGUUGAAUACAAGAGCCAAUGGCUCAAGAUGAACCCGUGAUGCCUCAAGUCUCUCAAUGGCUCACAUCAUAUUGUUCAUGGCUGAUCACGAUUGUUGGGUAGAUAGUUGGUAAUGCCCCAUGACGAUCCAUGGUCUGCAAAGGCUUCACGGCCAGGGCACGGGCAACCUCUGGUAUCAAUGGAAGGAUGCACGGAUGGCGAUAGACAGCUGCCUUCCAACAAUGGGAGUAGUUGAGCUGACUUCUGACCGGCGGCUGGGAGGGGGGGCGGGGGAUGAAAGGUAGAUGGAAAAAAUAAGGAUGUCGGCAAUGAUGGACAUUGGUAGCAGAGGCCCACAAGAUCAGAGGAGCAAGUAGUUGGGCUGCUGUUAUAGAACUUCUCAUCCUCAAAUAUGUAGAGGGUUCAACCCUAACCUAGGCUUUGAUACCAUGUCAAAACAGGAGGAAAUCUAGGUUGCAUUCGUGGUCCCUUCUUUACCAAUUAUAUAUAAUGAAAUUACGGGGCUGUACAACAUGACCUAAUAUGGGCGUAACAGUCUUAAUUUCAAAAUCAUUUGCUAACGCACGAACAUGAGACAAUUGGUCUAUUAGAUUUACAUUCUUAUAGAUUCUCUAACACCCGGUUUGUCAGAAAUAAUUCCCAGGUUUCUAAUGAAAAUGAUUUUCCUAAGAACAAUAUUCUCAUGAUUCAUGCGAUAAUAAAGUAGUAACCAAAGGAGAACCUGAACCCCAUAUAAGAAGAGUUGUAGAUUCCCUCCAGAUGAGACUGUAUGGUAGGUGAACUUUCAAUUUCUAUUCCAUCUCCAUUAAUGCAUCCUCUUCUUUCAUUCUUCCUGUUCUGUAUGCAAUUUGGCUUUUUUCAAUGCCGGCUUGCAUGAUACGUUAUUCCACAGAGUUUCUUCUAAUAGGCUUUGUUCUUUUCCCAUCUCUAAGAAGUCAAAAAUCUCUAUUGACGUAGCCUUUGUGUCCCCUUUUUCCUUUGAAAGUGCCACAAUUUCUCUCGUAGUGAUGAACCCCACACACUAUUUAUUCACCUGGAGUACGAAACUUUGUAAGAUAAAGCUCAACCUCAGCCGUCACCACAUCACUUGCCAGAGGAAUGCUGCUAUGGAUCUUAAAAAGUUAUUAAUGAUGCUCAUUUUGUACAUCUUAAGCAUCACCUUCUAAUACAUUGUUGUUUGACUGCUUCUACAUCUUUUGCUGUGCAAAGCUAGGUAAGUUCCUACCGUUUGGGACGCUAAGUCUUUUGAUCUCUCUGAACCUAAAAAUCAUCCCCAAUUGACGUCAUACCAUAUUUUGUAAAACUGUUUUUCCUGCAUUUGAUAUCCAAGUGGGGAUGGGUACGUCUUCCAUAUCAUAGCCUCGUCAAGCAUCCUGCUAGACCAGUUUUUCGCCAGACAAUUCUGAGCAACACUGUGAAUCUACCUAGCUCUGGAAACUUCCAAUCUCCAGCUGUUUCCACGCCUGCCCUAACUUUUCGGGAUUCUCUCAAGGGCUCUCAAAUGCUCUACUUCCAAACUUGAACAUAUGUUUGCAAUUUUGAUAGCAAUCUGCAGCACCUAUAUAAUAAAAAAAAGAACAACUCUUAGUUUUUUACAGCACUGAUAUUGCAGGUUUUAAAUAUCUUCAAUAUUGCAGCUAUGUUGUUGGUUUUCAAUAGCCAAGUUUCUAAUGUUUUCUCUUCUUACUUACUCUGCAUUAAAUAAAUGUAAAUAUCUUCACAGGUUUGCCUCAUUUAAUUGAUGCAUGCCCAGACAUUGUUUUUUUACUAAUUUCGUAUUUGGUAUUAUGGAUUUCCUUCUCUAAGAAUUAGUCUUCCACUGAUUUUAUGGUUCUGGUUGCUUUUCACUGCAUUUUUCUAGUUAAAAGGAAAUGCAAAUAUUCUGCAUUUAUGAGUUUUGGUAAUUUUAGAUUAAAUAGAGUUCAUUUCUGCAUAUGCAACAAGGGUGUUUUGCGUGAAAGGCUUGUUCAUUGGUUUUUACGUUCGUGAACUCAUGAAUUGCUUAAGUUUUGUGAUUGCGAAUGUAGGACUGUGGCGGUCCAUCACACUGUGGCAUGAAAUGUAGCGCACUCGUUGAGAAUAAUAUCGGAGGUAAAAGAACUCUUUAUGCUUUCACUGACUAAGAUUCCAUUGCCUUAUUUCGGGCCAUGUUGUCCCAGUCUACGCGCAUAAAUUUUGAAGAGCUUUAUGACGUUUUGUUCCUCAUCUAGCUCAAGAACCACCUGAAUUUUUCCAGUAAAUUACACCCUUCACUGAUGCCACUUCAUUUCUUGUUUUCAUUAUUUAUAAAUGAGACUUUUGGAUCACAGGUAAAUGAAUCACAAGUUUUCAUUAUUUCACGCAUCUUUAGCUUUUAUGCACAUUAGACAUCAUUUUAUAUAUCUCAUUGAACUUCUUCAAUAUCCUAAUUCAUUCUUUAGCUAAUUUCCAAAUUUUAAUAUUGACAAAAAUAUUGAAUUUAUUUAGUCAAUGGAGACUAGAUAAGGUACGCUAAUUGGUUUGUAUUAUUUGCAGGCUAUGCUGUGUGCACUACGAUAGGACAAACCUCUAGUCUGGAUGUUGAACUAAUAGGUACAGUUGUGUUAUUUUCCUGUAUCUUAAUUUGUUUUUUCUAACUAUUCUGAGUUAUUUUUUCCAUCACCUACCUUCAGGAUGAGGUCUUUUGUGGGGACUUUUGGACUAAUCCUUUCUAUUAUUUAGGGGAUGUUUGCUGUUUAUUGACAGAUAUGUAUUGAAUUUCUACUGCAGAAAGCAGAAAUCCUAGCAAAGGUGUUACUGUUAAGAUGGUGGCUAGUGGCCCCAAGAGAAAUUGUUCGCUUUCUGUUUCUAUAUUCUGUGAUAUGAAAGGUGUAGAAGUGAGUAUUCCGUGAACUUUUUUUCUAGUGUGAGCCUGUUUCCAUUACUCCCCCUCGGUUUUACUUUUUCCAUCUCCUAAUCAUCCUUCAGUGAAUCUCUUUCAGGAACCUGAAUUAUUGGAAGUACGGGGCUCAUGUGACUAUGUGAGUACAUCGAUUGCCGUCCUGUUUGUCAUCGUUUUAUUGCUCUAUAAUUUUUUUAUUAAUAUUUUAAACAUUUUUUUGAUAUUAUUCAGUGGUGGCCUAUUUUUUCAAAUUUUCUGCAGUGAAAAUUUCCUCUGAACGGCCUUAUUUAUUUCUGUCCUUCUCUUAGCUUCUUUAUAUGAGUUUAUGCUCCUCAAAGACUAGAUCUUGUGCCAGACAUUCUACGAACUUUCUUUGUGAUUUGUCCCUAACAGGGUCUGGUGCUAAGGCAUCCAUCCGGCUGUCCAGCGAUCAUAUCCAUUGAUGGAAAAGGGUUGGGCUGGUUUGGCACUCUCUUGGUUAUGUAUGUCUCCUAAUCGCAGUUAUUAGUCACCAUGUUGCAGUGUGCACAUUUCCAUGUAGCUUCUCUUCUAAAUAGAUAGGUAGUUCAAUUUAUCAUAUUCUUGUAGCUUUUGUCUUUAACUAGUUGCUUGUCUGCCUUUCAGAAUACUCUGCUUAAUGGGGACAUACUUCUCAGCUGGUAUAAUUUAUAGGUUUUUCUUCCUCAAAGUUCGUGGUGCUGACGUACGCUUUGACACCUUAUUCAUAUCUUUCCAUUGUUACUGCUUUAGGAACUCCUCAUUGCGUACAUUUUUUUUUUUUAAUACUUUCCCACCUCAAUUAGGAAAUAUAAAAUUUUAUAAGCUUUUCCAUAUGCCGACAUAUGUGCUUAAAGUCGACCUGGGCGUUGAUGAUUCUCAUAAUCUUUGGUGACAUAAAGUCAACCCACGAUUAAACACUGCGUUUCUUAUAGUCUUCUGGUGCAUCAGACAUGGGAUUCAUUUUUCCAUAUUUUAGCUGACUCUCUAGAGGAAUCAAACGUCACAACGUUUUUCAGUCUUAUUUCUAUAUAUAUAUAUAUAUAUAUAUAAGUUUUCAUUUGGUCGUGAAAUAAUGCGAGAAGAAUUAUUAUUUACUGGAAAUUGAAAAGUUGAAAGAUUGCACGCCACAUUCGCCUGGAAUUUUCGUGAUAAAUUACUGAUUCAUCCCAAAACUGUCCGAUCAUCCUGAUAUCAUGUAUAGCCAAAAAGGCAAUCUCAUACUGGUCAGCCAUUGAAUCAGCAGGUAAUAAUAAUAAUAAUGAGAAUAAUAAUGUAAACAGUGUGAAAAUCGAGCAAUCACAUCUGUCCAUGAUAUUGGCUCUGCCUGGACGAUGGACGAACACAAGCUGACUUAAAAGGGGCGGCCAUCAUUGUUUCAGUUGUUCCUCAUAUUGUUAUAGAAAUAGGCAUAUGAUUAUAAAUAUUGACCCUGUUUCACGCAUAUUGUUCCCAUAUUAUGAUGCUUGUCCCUGCAUUUCAGGUUAUUCCUAAUCUGGAGUUUUGGUCAAGCGCACCACAAAGGCUCCGGGUAUGUAUUCAGUUGAAUUAAGUGUCACAUUCUUACCUACCUGCCUUCGCAUCAUAUGCUCUGAUGGUGAAGUCAGUAAGAUCCCUUUUCAGGCCUUGUGGUUGACCAUUGACGUGAAUUCGUUCUGCUAGCAUGUUUCCAUCCACUCUCUCAUGCUGUGAAAUUCGUUCUUAUCUUAGUAAUGGGUUUUCAUGCACAUGAUCUGUGAUAUCUAUAUCACUUUGAAAAAAAUAUUUCUUUCGUAACAUCCAUCCACUGGGUUACCAUGUGAUCUCUAUUAGGGUCCAAAUAUUUUGAUUUAAUUGAAGUGGACAAAAUUAUUGGUCACACAUAUAAUUUCAGAAAAGCAAGAUUGAUGGAUAAAUGAUUUUAAGAAUAUUCAUAUACAUAUAGUUUGUUCUUUGAAUCUUGUAAGAGGACUGAAAUUUUCUUAUCCUACGUCAUGAUGCAUAAAAUUCUCUCGCAGAAGAUUUUAUGGUUUGUGGUGAAGGUAUGAAUUUUAUCAUCAAAGUUAAUAGUCAUUCGAUCGUGGCAAUCGAUUCCAAACCAGAUUAUACCAGAUUAUACCAGAUUAUACCAAAGUUCAUUGUCAUCUUCUUACUUUGAGAUUAUACCAGAUUACCAGAUCUCUGCACCGACACAAACCAGAGACUUCUCCUAGUAGAAUUCUUUACAUAUCUUGAAACUUUGCUACUCCCCCAUCAUCAAGGGUAAAUUCUAGUUCAAUAAUGAUUUAAUGUACCAGUUCGCCGAAGAGAUUCCUGUUCCUGGUUUUCUUCAUGAAAUCCGUUCUUCUUCAGUUGCUGCUUUAUCUCCUCAAUACCUACCAAAUCACAGCAAGAUACUCGAAUCUCACCCACACGCAAUAAUAAUAACUGCUGCUUGUGAAGGUCAGACACAACAGGGCUCCUCACAGAGCCAGAGAAAUAAGUAGAUUACGAAGAUGAGCCAGAUUUUCUCAAUAAUAAUAAGCGAAGUCAUCAAAGGGAGAAACAUGGUCAGAACCCAGAAUUUUAUAAGAAUCAUAAUGUUUUAAUGUUUGCUGCAUUUGGCAAUUAUUUCAAGGCAUUCACUCCAGAUCUCUUUCUGUAUAUUUUCUCGGCGCUUAAAUUAAAAAUAAUUCAAUUUUAUUUUUUUGGUCUUGUUUAAUUCCUUAAAAAUCCCGUUAUUGUUAUCUUUACCUUUGCCCAUUGUCUGUAGCCGAGUUGGUUCAUUGAGAAUUUUUCUUUGAUUUUUUUUUUCUUCUUCUGAAUCAUGCUGUUGGGUUUUUCAAUCCUGUCUCCUGAUAUCAUCCACCGUCGAUUCCAGGUUUCUCUUGGCUCUUUAGUGAGGAGGAUGAGAGCUCAACGCCGAGGCAGUCAGAGCUCUUAUGCGCCAAUGAAUUUCUGA